AUGCUCUCUUGGACUAUAGCGACGCUGCUGUGGACCUUCAAGGCCACUUUCUUCUUCAUUCGCUGGGCAUUCUCGGUCUAUCGCUCCCGCGUAUCGCAACACGGUCGCCUCAAGAUUGGGAGCACCUCCAGACGGAGCUCCGUGCCAUACGUCCUGUUAGCGAUUAGUCGACUACACCCUCGCUGCACUCGUCCAGUCCGCCGACGCGCGCUCCUGAUCGGGAUCUCAUACCGAAGAAGGAACAAGGACUGGUGGUUGUACGGGACCCACGGCGACGUGAAGAGCCUUCGAAGGCUUCUCGUCAACCGCUUCGGAUGGCUUCCAUCGGAAAUCACGGUCAUGAUGGACAAGGACGGCGUACCCGACCAUCUAUGGCCUACAGAGGCUAACAUUCGACGUGAGCUCAAAAGCUUUACCCAAGACUGCGCUUCGCGUGAUCGCUUCGUCUUUCUGUACGCCGGACAUGCGGAGCAGAAGGAUGAGCUCAUCAGAAACUCGGAGGCGGACGGCAAAGACGAGUACAUCGUCCCAUGCGACGCACCGAACAUGCAAGGGGAUGGAUGCAUCCUUGACAAUAUCCACUCAGCUUACCCUGAUAAGGCCUUCCUUGACGCGUGCCAUUCCGCCACUUUGUUGGACCUUGUACACGAUAAAUGCAUGUGCCCGGACGGCUGGGUCGGGGGCGUCGUUUCGGCCAUACGAUGGUUGCGCGAGCAAGCCAGCCACGUCCUCGGAAUUCCUAUAUCUGCUCCCAACGUCGACAACGCAGUGAUUCAGCGCCAUGCUGGUGUGGAACGCGUUUGUUCACUCAACUUCCCAGUCAUCUCCGCCAUCGCACGGUUUUCGCACUCUUUGCGCUUCUGUCAGGGCUUCUGUCGUCGAGUGAACCAGCCGGACGAUCCAUGGGUUAUAUGCUUUAGCGCGUGCAAAGACGAGGAGUCCGCUGUUGAGGUGAAGAACGUCUCAAUGACAAAGGUGCUGGUGCGCGUACUAGAGUCUGAUGCGGGUCGAGCACGCAAUCCUUCCCUCGAGGAGCUGCUCUCAGUCGCUCGGUAUAUGCAUCGCUUCACCGUACCCACCGUCAUCAUAUUCAAGCUUCUCCGCAGAAACAAAAUGGCUGCCGACUUUCGGAGGAAGAAGGAAGAAUACCUCAGACGGAGAGCCACCCGGGAGCUGGAGCCAUCUUCCAACCCAGUCCUGCUCAUACCUUCGACUACCGAGCGCUUCACGGCUCUUUUAUUUGGCUCUCCUUUCAUCGCACACCUAGGACUUGCGAUCCCCCUUCCACCAUUAUUGUUUGACCACCGGCCUUGGGAUUUCUACCGCGACGACAAGGACUACGGCCAGAAGUGGCCCACUCCGGCGAGGCUGCAGGUCAGUCCAUGCAAUCAGGUGUUCAAGGCGAAUUGUGUUAACACCAUCGUCGUGCCUGUCAGAUGA
Molecule: messenger RNA, 1440 nt
Organism: Schizophyllum commune H4-8
Lineage: Eukaryota; Fungi; Basidiomycota; Agaricomycetes; Agaricales; Schizophyllaceae
Exons: 13
Coding region: 1-1440 (479 amino acids)
Biological process (GO): proteolysis
Molecular function (GO): cysteine-type endopeptidase activity
Source: RefSeq, a predicted model, not a curated record